ACGCAAGAACGAAGCAGACACAAAACCCGCGCAGAUAGAAUGGCCCAGCCACAGACUGCGCCUCUCAGCGAAACUCAACCACAAGAGGAACCCAUUCACCCCCUCCACCAAGUCUCCCAGGCCCAACCCAUCCAGUACUGGCUUGGCCGCUUCGUCACCCUAACUAAUGCCUUCCACUACGAAGACUCCUUCAACCAGCCCGACACCACGACGGGAUUUGGCAUGCUCUCGUGUUAUUCGCGUCCAGACGGGAUUGCGGAGAGGAAUUUGGCAAACUACCGGGUUAAAAGGGCGUUUAUGGUGUUGGAAAAUGCGUGUUUGACGGAGGAGGCGAGUCGGAGUUUGGGGGCAUUUCGGAGUGAGUAUAUUGGUGUGAAGGGUGAUCGGUGGAUGGGUUGAUGCUGCGCUGUUCUCAGAUGGACUAUAUGGGAUGGUUUGAGUAGGGCUUUGCUCUCACGUUUUCGGGCAUAAUUUUUGCGAAAUGUACUGCGAAAUUUCUGGCUUGAAUUGCGCAGGUGCGGGUUGUACCAAAAGCACAGAAUGUGUUAAGUAACAUUUAAUAUCCAUGUA
Molecule: messenger RNA, 570 nt
Organism: Aspergillus ruber CBS 135680
Lineage: Eukaryota; Fungi; Ascomycota; Eurotiomycetes; Eurotiales; Aspergillaceae
Exons: 1
Coding region: 40-399 (119 amino acids)
Source: RefSeq, a predicted model, not a curated record